AUGCGCUGGAACGGAUCUGGGCUUUGUGCUGCGCUGGGCCUGUUUGUUCUGUGCCUCGCUGACGCUGGCCCGUGUCAGACAGAUCCAAAGCACAGACGUGACAGAACCGGUCGGAUCCGGCAGAAGACGCACGGCACCGGCAGGGUCUGCGAUCCAUCACCCGGCAGCCAAGCAACGGGUUCUGUGGCGGAGGCCUGUGGCACAGGCUUCUACAGAGAAAGGAGAGGAACGCACAGGGGCCAGUGUGUGCCCUGUAGCUGCAACAAGCUGUCUGAGGAGUGUGACGAGCAGACGGGACACUGUGUGAAUUGCCGGUUCAACACGACUGGUGACCGCUGUGAACGCUGUAAAGAGGGUUUCUAUGGCAACGCAGCGGAGAGGACUUGCCGUGCCUGUCCCUGUCCCUUUACAUGGAACAGUUUCGCCCUGGCCUGUCUGGACGUGGGGGCAGGAGAGGUCGAGUGCUUGUGUCGUCGCGGUUACGCCGGAGCCAGAUGUGAAAGAUGCGCGCGAGGCUACUACGGCAACACGGCGGUGCCCGGAGGCGGCUGUGAGCCGUGCAGCUGCGGGGAGGGGGCGGCGGGCGACUGCGAUGCUCUGACCGGAGCGUGUAUGGCAGCAGCUGGCAGCAGCAGCUGUGGGGGUCACUGCAGAGGAUGCGACGGCUGCUCCGCUGCUUCGCUCGCCAACGCGGAGGAGCCGGAUGACGGCCUGGCGUCGCUGCAACGGCGCCUGCAGAACCCCGGUCAAGGUUCUGGUUCGCUGCUGAGGCUGAACAGGCUGAACGCAGACACCGCUGCAGUGAAGAGCGCGGUCGGGCGCCACAGCGCCGCUGUGAAACACCUGGGUCCAAACGUUGAACAGCUGGAAACAGACACGCACGGAGCCAGAUACGAUGUGAAUCGGCUCAUGGAUGAGACAGUUCAAACUGCAUCAGAUGUGGAAAAGGUUUUGCGCCGUGCAAAGGGAACAAAACUGAGGGCAGGCGACGUCGUCUCUGCAGCAGAUUCCCUCUACACUGCAGGUCAAGGUUUGAUGAAGCAGCUCUCUGGGCUCAGACCCAGCGACUCCACCGCUCCCUCUGAAAACGACGGCGUGAGGACGAUGGAGGCUCAGCACCUGAUGCAGGAAAUGAGAGGAAGGGGCUGCAGCGCUCAGAGGGACGCCGCUGGCAGCGAGCACGAGCAGGCACGUGGAUUGUUCCGCUCCAUCAGGAGCAACGUGUCGUCUGAGGAGGUAGCACGGGCUGCGUUAAAUCAAGCCGCACGGUCUUUGAUGCGCUCAGAUUCAUCUCUGAACAAAGCGGCUGAGCUGCUGUCGGCUGCCGAGGCAACGGUCAACAGGGCGAAGGGCCGUAACCGGGACGCCAUCAGUCUGCAGCAUCUUCAAACCCAGCUGGGGGCAGAACAAAGUGGGCUCCUUCCUGUGAUGGAAAUGACUCGGGAUGUGCUGCGGGAAAUCACCAACACCUUCUCAGCUCUGCGGGAAAUUACAAAAGUAAGCCGGCGCUUUUCCCUUUUUAACCAGCGUGAUUGCUCUGGACAAGUGGCUCUGAGUCUCGGUGAAUUGCAGGAGUGUGAGGCUCAUGCGGCUCAGCUGGACGGUGCCAAGCGGGAGCUCGUUAAAGCGCUAAACGAGCUAGCGCGCGCCACGGCUAGCGCGGGCGCCGUCGGCGAGGCCGGCGAGCACGCAGAGCGGCUGAAAGGAGGCGCGGCCGAACGUGCGUUUCCUAGUGGCACCAACGCCACUGAUCUGCUCCGUGUUCUGCGUAUUGGAGUUUACGACUUCAUAAACGACGUGGAAAAGGUGGAAUUGGCAGCUAAUGAGUCGAGACUGGCCGCUGAUCAAGCUUCAAAGGAGGUGGAGGACGGAGGUCUGACCAGCAGGGCCGAAGGCCUCGGAGAUAGUUCAGCUCAGUUGAAAGCAGGAGCCAUUGAGAGGGACCUUAAAAGGCUUUCACGUGCAGCGAACGCCUACAGAAGCCGGGUGAAUAAGCAGAGGAAGAAGAGCCGAUCCCUGAGAGCCGGCCUGUCAGCAGCCAGAGAGGUCAUGAGGAGCGGAGCAGGUGACGUAAAAGUUGCGAUAGAGGCUGCGAAAACGGCCGCGUCUGCGUCGAACGCCACCGUCGACGGCAUAACGGAGAGGCUCAAAGUCAUCAGCCAGGAAGUGGGACGAAUAACGUUACCCAACAUGGUCAUCGUGGUCGACGCACGAGAGACGCUGAAGCGCUUAAAAGGAGCUCUUCCUGGGUUAAAAGACAAGCUGACCCACGUGGCGGCUCUCAGCAGGAUGGCGCCCCCUACUGCCAACGUAACACAAAGCAUCUGGAACAUCAAGGACGUGAUAGAGGAGACCAGAACCGUUGUUAAUAGGCUGUCUGUCGCCACUUUUUUCAAUGGAACAAAUCACGUUGAGCUUCGCCUGCCCAGAAGUGUUGAAGACCUAAAAGCGUUCACGGCCUUUGAUCUUCUUCUGAAUCGCCACCAAAGCAAACAGGCCGAGCGCGGGCGAACGCGACGCCGGGACGCGGGCGCCGACAUGUUCGUUCUCUACCUGGGCGACAAGGACGCGUCCGGGGACUACGCGGGCAUGGCCGUCAGGAACAACGCGCUGGUGUGUGUGUACAAGCUGGGCGGCGUCGUCCACGAGAUGAAAGCAGAUCACGUAACGGCAGCUGCUCACGUCAACUCCUCUCACUUCGACAGAGUCGUCUUCCGCAGACUUUACCAGGACGCUGAGGUUCACGUCACGUACGACAUCACAUCUCCGAAGCUCCACACCCUCCACGGGCAGAAUUUUCCAGACACGAAGGCCGGCGUCCACGACCUGCGUCCAGACAGCGUGGUCUUCUACGUGGGCGGUUAUCCGCAGGACUUUACGCCUCCAGUGGAGCUGCAUUACCCCGGAUACAGAGGCGCAAUAAAACUCUCCUACAUCAAUGACAGCCCUGUUUGCCUGCUCAACUACAAACGUGCAGUCGGCGUGGAUGCGAAGCAGCCUUUUAUCAGGGUUCACCAGUCGGAGGUGUCUGAUUACUAUGACGGAACAGGUUACCGCAUGGCGUACCUGAAGGAGCCGAAGACAGAAAGCCGGUUGUUCACAUUUCACACCAACAGCCGAGAGACAAACGCUUUGUUAUUCUACAUUGGAAAUGAAGAGUCUGUCUUCUGUGUGUUUGUGGAGAACGGCUUCCUGGUGCUUCAGGGCCGACAAGCAGGUCAAGAGCUCCGAGCUCAGAGUGAUGAAAGCGUUUCUCUGUUUGACCAGCGCUUUGCAAUUCAGAUCACGGAGAGGUUCGUGGUCCAGUACGCGGUUGGCAGCACAGCGCGGCGGAUCAGCACCGAUCACGUCCCCACAGCCUACGAGCGCUACUUCAUCGGGGGUCUGCCGGCAGAGCUGAGGCACAGACACGACAUCACGGCUCCGCCGCUCAGAGGUUGCGUGGAUCACCUGACGGCGGACAGCGGCAGCGUGCACCAGUACAACAGGACGACUGGCGUCACUGGUGGAUGUCCCCUCUCGAUGCUGGGCGUCCGUGCGGCCACGCUGUCGUCGGCUCGGUCUGCCGAUCCCCUGUUUGCUUGGGAACACACGCCCGUCAGCGUCUCCAUGGGCUUCAGAACCACAGGCGGAUCAGGUGUUCUGGUCCGGAGCAGCUCUCAGGGGUCAGACUCUGCCCACGACCUUCAGCUGUCUCUGGCUGACGGCUACGUGCUGCUUAAUAGUGGGAAUUACACCUUGAAGUCUGAUAAAAGGUACAACGAUGGGAGCUGGCACUACUUAUCUGCAGUGAGGAGGCCGACGGGGCUGGAGCUCAGCGUCGACAACGUGAACGCGGCUCUGGGACCCUCGCUCCAGUCCGCGGCUGCCGAUACGAACUCUCCAGGUGAAAACUUCACAGCCUGCGUCGCUGACCUUUAUUCCGGGAUAAUGAAUAAAAACUUUGAGCAGAGCCUCCUGCCUGUGGACUUGGCUUCGUUAUCACUUGGAGGAGGCGCCGUCCUUGGCUCGUGCAGGCUCCGCCCCCUUGUAGCGGCGCCCGCGGCGAAGCCCCCUCGGGGGCACGGACCUGUGAGGAAGUCAAACCCCUCGUCUUCCUCUGCUGUGGUUGUGCCUCGGGCUCCGGCGGGCGGUCAGUGCAGAGGCGGCGCCGCUCACGACGAGCACCACCUCUACGACGAGCACAGCUGGCUCAGGUACAGCCUGCCACCAGAGGAGCUCAACCACAGGCCACACUUCUCCUUUGACUUCAAGACCAAGUCGCCCAAAGGUUUAAUCCUCCACGUGGCUGGAAAGGGAGCCGUCCCCUUGUUGGCCGUGUACAUCGCCAACGGCAGGAUCAAGAUGUCGCUGGGUUUAAACAGAGUCAUUCAGCACAACCACAGGAGCAGCGACGACAGCUGGCACAGAGUGGAGCUCAGUGUGGAGAGGAGCGCCUUUCACCUGCUGGUGGACGGGCUCCGCGUGACCGAUGGCCAGUUAAGCAAUGGUGAGGGGUCACUGCUGGAGCUGAACAACCCCGUGUACCUGGGGGGGGGUCCCGACUCAACCCUCAAGAAACACAACGUUCCCACGAACAGCGUCAUUGGCUGUAUCCGAAACUUCCGAAUGAACGACGUGGCCGUGGGGGCGCCGGAAUCCAGCCACCGGGUUUUACCCUGCGUCCAAUGGCACCAAGGGACCGGGACGUACUUCGGCGGCGGCCACAUCGUCUUGGACAAUCACUUCUCAGUUGGCUCUGACUUUGCCUUGGCCUUCGAGCUCCGUCCUCAGCACCUGACUGGGCUUCUCCUCCAUUUUCGGAGCAACAAAACAAGCCUUAAUGUGUUUUUAAUGGAAAACACGGUGGGUGUCAAAGUGAGUGAUGGUAAUGGUGCUGUCAGUGUCUCUGUGAGGCCUCAUCAAAGCCUCUGCGAUGAAAGAUUUCACACAGUCACAGUUUCCAGACAAGGUGAAGUGAUUAAGCUAGAAGUGGACUCCUUGUCUGAGCAGAAAGCAGGUCUCUCCACGUCCCUUCGCUCCUCACCACGGGACUCGCUUCACGUUGGAGGAACAGCGAAGUACAGCCGAGCCCCCGUGUCGUCACCCUUCCUCGGCUGCUUGAGGAACCUGGAGAUUAAUCGGAGGCCUGUUGCAUUUGAGGCUGAAUCCAGGGUGUUUGGGCCAGUGAGCAUUAACACGUGUCCGGUUUAUUAGUGUAAUAAUGGGAUUUGAGGGAAAUGGAACCUCACAGUAGCAGUUUUCCUAAUUGAGCGAAUGUAACAAAACAACUUUUGGUGAUUUAAACCAGAAAGGUUGUGAAAUCACUUUGAUCCUUUGAUGUGUCAAAUCCUGGCAGAGAGCUUUUCUCCUGGCAACGUUUUGUGUCGCAGUAGGUCUGACUGAGUCUAUUACUACUGCUGUGAGUCUGAUGCCUAAACUGUGCUCAGUGGAAUGAACAGUGGGUGGAUUUACCAUUGCUUCUUCUUCUUCUUUUGUUUUUGCAUGACUACAAACCUCUGUUACUGGAGUGUUACAUUCUAAACUAAACUAAAAAUGAGCAAACA
Messenger RNA from Betta splendens (Siamese fighting fish), 5546 nucleotides. It is a transcript of the gene lama3, whose product is annotated as laminin, alpha 3. Gene Ontology annotation, molecular function: signaling receptor binding. Gene Ontology annotation, biological process: regulation of cell migration; regulation of embryonic development; regulation of cell adhesion. Bases 1 to 5196 code for a protein of 1731 amino acids. The transcript is spliced from 35 exons. The record is from RefSeq and is a predicted model, not a curated record. NCBI's taxonomy places the organism in Eukaryota, Metazoa, Chordata, Actinopteri, Anabantiformes, Osphronemidae.